Molecule: messenger RNA, 9620 nt
Organism: Acipenser ruthenus (sterlet)
Lineage: Eukaryota; Metazoa; Chordata; Actinopteri; Acipenseriformes; Acipenseridae
Gene: glis3
Product: GLIS family zinc finger 3
Exons: 11
Coding region: 373-3111 (912 amino acids)
Biological process (GO): regulation of transcription by RNA polymerase II
Cellular component (GO): nucleus
Molecular function (GO): RNA polymerase II cis-regulatory region sequence-specific DNA binding; DNA-binding transcription factor activity, RNA polymerase II-specific
Source: RefSeq, a predicted model, not a curated record
UACAGGCAUAACAUCAUCUCACACUCAGAAAAACGCCUGUUGGGACAACAAUUUGCAAGUCUGUGAUGUCAACAGAAACUUAUUUGAUUAGCUGAUACUCAGGAUAUUCUGGGAACUUUCUGUCCUGCAGAACUGUUCUGUGUUCAGCCAAGUCCAGCGCGCUGACCUGAAAUGAAGUGCAUUGUUUAGUUUUGUUGUGGAAAUGGUUACCUGGUAAGUGAAUGCUAUCGCUUCAUUUCUAAUUUGGGAGCAAGAUUUUGAAUUUACCGAAAAGGUCAAACCACAGUUUACAAUUUCCCCAAGGUCAUUACCAAUAUGAGCAAAUGAAUGGACUGCAAUUAAUGACAUUUUGAGCGCUACAUCCCUAUAACAAUGAAUGGAAGAACAUGUAAUAGAAGCCACCAGACAUCAUGUAUACCAGAGGGUCCUGGCAUGGUCAAUGGGCAGCAUAUUCCCCUUAUCAGGGUACAUUCAGGUACACCAUGCUCUCUUUCCAACAGAGCAACACCUAGUCCUGCAACUGGAAAUGUAUCCAAUAAUGUCCUUGUAAAAAUACCACUGAGCAGUGCACCUCAUUCUGGGACAGUUCCUCAGAUCAACAGAAGUGAAAACACCAUUCAUCUUCCAGCUUUAAGCCUGAGGAGACAUGUGGUGAUUAAUGGGAAACCCACCUUCCCAGUUCCACAGCCACCAGCACCUCCAAAAGCUUGUGACUUUGGGAGCAGCUUCCCGAACAAUGAAAUUAAAGGAAGCCUUGGCUAUGGCCCACAGUGCAAAGCCAUUGGGAAAAGCAGCUACAACAACUUAGUGGUCACAAGCAGCCCCAUGAUGGUCCAAAGAUUAGGGCCUAUUUCUCCUGUUUCCAGCCAGGUGACAGCUGCAGGAAAUGACCUCAGCCCCAGCCUCCAGCAGCCCAUGAAUCCUCCCAAUCUUGUCAUCCCACACUCAGGUGCAAGGUCCCUCUUGUCACGUGAGUCAUUGGCCUCAACUACUCUGAACCUCUCUGAAAGCCAGUCAACUUUGAGUGUAAAACAGGAGUGGCCUAAUCGCUACCGGAUCCUUCCCUCCCUACCUUCGCAAAAUGUCUAUAACAAUGAAAGUGAACUGGGGGAGUUACUGAGCAUCCCUCCAGGGACCGCAACGUCCAACACCAGUGUUGCCAACUCCCUGCCCUCCUACCUCUUUGGGGGAGACAGCCCCCAGCAUUCAGCCUGGUCUCAGACAGCCCGUUCCAAGAAAAGGGCACUCUCCCUGUCUCCACUGUCAGACGGAAUUGGCAUUGAUUUUAACACCAUCAUCCGCACAUCCCCCACCUCAUUAGUAGCGUACAUCAAUGGUUCCAAGGGCUCACCUGCCAACAUCUCUCCACAGCCAGAAGUUUAUGGGCACUUUCUAGGGGUAAGGGGCAGCUGCAUUCCCCAGGCUUGUUUAAACCCAGGCUCCCAAAGGCAUUUCCAGUUGGCCAAUAGUGUUCCCCAACUGCAGUCCUACAGUGAGCAGCCUGGAGCUGAGUACCAGAGGAUGCAGCAGCUAGAACAGGGUAACCUUCAGUACACUGUUAUGAACAACAUGGUUGUCCAACAAGGAAUUCCCCUUAUUGAAAGUAAGCCUCUGGGUUCAGUGUUUAAGAGUGAGCAAAUGGACACCUUCUCACACAUUACCCCCACUAUGGACAUGUCUGCACCCCCUCAGGGCCCCCCACCCCCUUACCAUUCCCACCAACACUUGCAACCCAAUGAUGUCUUAACGCAACAUCCACACCACCCCCCUAACCAUCUUUACCAUGGCCUACCUUCCUCUCAGCUGUUAGAAGAAGAUGGGGAGCUGGAUGACUUCAAUGGUAAGCACUGUUGCCGAUGGAUAGACUGCAGUGCUGUCUAUGACCAGCAGGAGGAGAUGGUCAGACACAUUGAGAAGGUGCACAUUGACCAGCGGAAAGGGGAGGACUUUACCUGCUUCUGGGCUGGCUGCCCUCGGAGAUACAAGUCUUUUAAUGCCCGUUACAAGCUGUUGAUACACAUGAGGGUGCAUUCUGGAGAAAAGCCAAACAAUUGCACGUUUGAAGGCUGCAAGAAAGCAUUUUCCAGGUUAGAAAACCUCAAGAUACACCUCCGGAGCCACACGGGAGAGAAACCUUACCUCUGUCAACACCUUGGCUGUCAAAAGGCCUUCAGCAAUUCCAGUGAUCGAGCAAAACAUCAGAGAACUCACCUGGACACAAAACCCUAUGCAUGUCAGAUUCCUGGCUGUGCUAAGCGCUACACUGAUCCAAGCUCCUUGCGAAAACAUGUAAAGGCACAUUCCUCCAAAGAACAAGCCAGAAAAAAGUUACGACCCCGCACUGAAUUAGGGCAGGAUAUCCUCUCUGAUUGCCUCACUAUCCAGCCUCUUCAGCCUGGCAGUUCACCAAAUGACACAGGAGAGAGUGGUAUGGGCCAAUCUCCAGGACCAUCUCAUGACAUGUACCCAGGCAUGUUCUCCAGCACCCAGUCGAGUCGAAGUGGAUCCGCAACAGGUGCUGCCCCACUUCCUCAACCGUUGCCUGUGCAGGGUAGCCCACACCAUGCCCACAGCCAGUUACCGCAGAUCUCAGCGGUGGAUGACGGAAGCAAAGGGUUUACAGCCCCAUCUCCUCAUCACACCAGCCCAAGGAGAAUCCCUGCUCCCCCUUUCAUGAUGCAGAGCAGAAACCCUCAGCCACCCCACAUCCAGCAGAACUCACAGCCUUGCCUGAAACCCUACCAGACAAAUCCUCCAGUGCAACCCAAUGGCAUCCAUGUUCAAGGUUUUUAUGGGCAGUUACAGACAUUUUAUCCUCCUUCAUACAGUGAAGCACCAAGGACCAUACAGCACCAAGGUUCCCGUCACAUGAUGCCUGUACCCCCAUUUGAGGAUUGUCUAUUUCCCACAUCAAUGGACCAGGCAGGAUUAGAUGUUUUCCAUAGAGCACUGUCAGCUCAUUCUGGUAUCACAGUGUAUGACCUUUCCUCAGCUUCACAAGGAAUCUUUGGAGAAUCUGUGCGAAAUGUUGCUGAGGACCCCGGCUUCCUCCAAAUUAAUGCUGUUGACCGGUGUCCCAGUCAGCUUUCUUCUAUUUACACUGAAGGAUAGUAAUAGGAGGCCAUUUACUACUCCGAUCCUGAUCCAACACCUGGACUAACAGGUUUUCAUACAGAAGAGAGAACUUUGAUUCGCACACCAUAAAGAUUAUGAACACCUGCCAGUAUGCACUAAAUUGGAAUCGUGCGAUUUGUAAUUUAAGUGAAUAGAAAAAGGUUGCUGUCUAUAUAAUGCUUUUCUUGAGAUUACUAAAAGGUAAUACAAUGAUGGCAUCAAUUGUGUCUUCUUAAAAUUCCACAAUAAUUCUUCUGUUGAAUAUCUGUCUUUGUGGUGCUUUCAAAAGGGAAGAUAUUUUUUAUUAUUAAAAUAGAGAUUGGCAGAGGGUCCCCGAGUGGCUCAUCCAGUUAAAGCAUUGCCACUGGGAGCGCAGGAUGAGUCAUACAGCUUGGACAGCGCCGGUUCACGUCCAGGCUGUGCAAAGAGGCUGAACUUUGCUGGAGACCCCGAGUGGGGCGUCACAUUGGCUCUGAUGCUCCCGGUGUGGGCGAUGGGAAAUCGGCAGGGACUCCUCCUCAUUGUGCAACAGCGAACCCUACUGGCUAGAGAAAAAAACAUAAUUGGACAUUCCAAACUGGGGGAAAAUAAAUACAAAUAAUAAUCCAGAUGACACAAAGAGGUUACAGGUUACACUAUAGACAACAUUUUAAAGACAAAUGUGGCUUUCAAUAUUAAUAUUAUCUUCACUUGCAGUACAAAAAAAGUGAAAACACAAACAUCUCACAUGCUCAGUAUUAUUAUUAUUUGUUUAUUUAGCAGACGCCUUUAUCCGGUACACUGUAAUCAGUACAGUGUAAUCAAGUGCCUUAUUACAGACAUAAACUAUUAUAACCAACAUACACAUGCUAGAUUGCCCUAUACAACGCAUUUACAUAAUUCAAGUUACAAUACAGUUUCUUGUGCAUGUGUUAUUCAUUUAAGGACAACUUUAACAUAUUUAAUAUGUAGAGAUAUUUACUGUAGUACUCUGUAUGGCACGUCUGUAUAGGGUGCAUUGAGUGUACAAGGACAUAACCGCAGGUCGAGGAUUUAUAACUAUUGUUUGAAGUUGAAAUCUUUAUUUAAGCAUUUUACCACCGCAUGACAUUCAAUUAUUUAUAUAACCUAAGAAAAAACAUUGAGUGCAGUGUUAAAAUACAGAUUUCAGGAAAUCAUAAACUUUCAGCAGUUUAAGAAUGCGUGUAUUGUCAGUUUGUGGAACAGCAUAGUCAAAUCCCAAUCACUUACAAAUACAUAUAGAAUAAAUUAUAUUGUACUAAAGAUGACUUAUAAAAUGUUUUUUGUGCAUUUAUAAGGGUUAUACUUACCGUCAUUUCUGAUGCAAAUCACUGAAAAAUCAUCCUCCGAUAAGCCUUUGCAGUUCCCAUUCUGAAUCAUAUAAAUAAAAAAAUCAUGCAAAUUAAAAAAAAAAAAAAAUGUUGGGCUACUAACAGCCUUUGAUACAGGUACCCAUGCCCAACUUCUAUACAGUAAAUACUGUCAACAAAAGUUGUAGCAAAAACAUUUAUUGUCCAGCCUCUGCUUGUAUGGCUAAACAGAAAAACAUCUUAUUAAGUAUUUGUUUCACAUUAACAGUAACCUCCUACACUGCCUCAUUCACUCCUGGAAGCUCUACAGGCCACUCCAAUCACUUCUAUUUUUCAUAGCUUAGGUAAUCAUUUAUUAUAAAGUACCUUUAAAAAAUGCUUGUAAAAAGCAAUUUAUACUGUACUUUGUACAAAGCACUUUUCAAAGGUCAAAAUGUUUUUUCACCUAAUAUAUUUAGUGACUUUACAUUUUAAUUAAGAUUUUGACUACAGAUAUAAGGCUUAUCUAUGGGUAGUUUUUAUAGUAGCACACCCACUGAAUAUUGUGCUUUAUAUAUUUCCCCAAAAGAUUCAGGCAUGGUAAUAGUUAAUAUUAAUUUGUAUAGUACCGUAAAAUUAGGUAGCAUUGGACAAUUUGACAACAUUUUUGUAAUAACUUUGAUGUAAUUAAUCUUUUGAAACUAAAUGUGUGAUAUAUUUACAGGUAUACCUGGGGGCUACAUAAUAGUGUAUAAACAUAAAUCAUAUCACGUGACUAAAGGUCUUACUUUCUUUAUUGAAAAUCUGUCCAAUAUUCCAGAGCUUCGUGCAGACUUUGGACACACUUACAAAAACUUGAAAUAAACACUUAAUAAUUUCAACAUUAGACAAAAAAACCUACCAGUGCAGUUAAACUCCACAGAAAAAUAAAAAAUCUUGCAGUUGUUGCCAAAAAACGAUUUACAUAAAACUUGAAAAUAGAUCAAAUAAGCACUGAAAAAAACUAACAAAAAAACAACCAGAAGUCCUACUUAAGAUCCUUAGCAUUACAUUACAGCACAUACACACUUAAUCCUAAGUGGUGUAAUAUGAAGCCAUUUGCAGCUACACGAUUCUUUCUUUGUCAGGGUAAUUAGUACAUAUAUUUAGGAAAAGUCAGGAAAGCACAGCUCCGUAUCUUAAACACACGCAUAGCAAUUUAAAUCUAAAUUCCACAAACGGUCAAAAUGACCGCCUUGGUCGUUCUAGUGUUAAAUGUCUACAUACCUCUGAAGAAGAGACUUUGAAAGUGUAACUUCAAGAAUGAGGCGUUAUUUACAAAUCAGAGGAGUCAACAAGUAGACGGUACCAAUACUAUAUGCAAGUUUUUGAUGCUUCGUUCCAUUUCUGAUGGCAAAAUUAAAUCUUAAUUCACACAGAACAACCAUCUUGAAGCUGAAACACAAGAACAUAAGAAAGUUUACAAAUGAGAGAAGGCCAUUCGGCCCAUCUUGCUUGUUUGGUUGUUAGUAGCUUAUUGAUCCCAGAACCUCAUCAAGCAGUUUCUUGAAGGAUCCCAGGGUGUCAGCUUCAACAACACUCCCUUUCUCAAUAAUCUGUUUGUGCAGCGCUGGGUAGCAGGGCUGCUGGUCAGCACAGUGUCCACACCGGCCGACACCACGUCCAUCCAGCAACAGAAAGCAAGAACAGUUGGAGUUGGUUUCAGACAAUUCUCUGUGUAAAAAAGUGCCUCCUAUUUUCUGUUCUGAAUGCCCCUUUAUCUAAUCUCCAUUUGUGACCCCUGGUCCUUGUUUCUUUUUUCAGGUCGAAAAAGUCCCUUGGGUCAACAUUGUCAAUACAUUUUAGAAUUUUGAAUGCUUGAAUCAGAUCGCUGCAUUGUUCAAGACUGAAUAGAUUCAAUUCUUUGAGCCUGUCUGCAUAUGACAUGCCUUUUAAAUCCAGAAUAAUUCUGGUCGCACUUCUUUGCACUCUAUCUAGAGCAGCAAUAUCCUUUUUGUAGCGAGGUGACCAGGACUGAACACAGUAUUCUAGAUGAGGUCUUGCUAAUGCAUUGUAAAGUUUUAACAUUACUUCCCUUGAUUUAAAUUCAACACUUUUCACUAUAUAUAUGAGCAUCUUGUUGGCCUUUUUUUAUAGCUUCCCCACAUUGUCUAGAUGACAUUUCUGAGUCAACAUAAACUCCUAGGUCUUUUUCAUAGUUCCCUUCUUCAAUUUCAGUAUCUCCCAUAUUAUAUUUAUAAUGCACAUUUUUAUUGCCUGCAUGCAGUACCUUACACUUUUCUCUGUUAAAUGUAAUUUGCCAUGUGUCUGCCCAGUUCUAGAUCAUUUUGAAUGACCUUUGCUGCUGCAACAGUGUUUGCCACUCCUCCUAUUUUUGUGUGGUCUGCAAAUUUAACAAGUUUGCUUACUAUACCAGAAUCUAAGUUAUUAAUGUAGCUGAUCCCUGUGGUACUCCACUGGUUACCUCGCUCCAUUCUGAGGUUUCUCCUCUAAUCAGUACUUUCUGUUUUCUAGAAGUUAACCACUCCCUAAUCCAUUUACAUGCUUUUCCUUGAAUCCCUACUGCGUUCAGUUUGAGAAUUAAUCUUUUAUGCAGGAUUUUGUCAAAAGCUUUCUGGAAAUCUAAAUAAACCAUGUCGUAUGCUUUGCAAUUAUCCAUUGUCGAUGUUGCAUCCUCAAAAAAGACAAGCAGGUUAGUUAGAAACAAUCUUCCUUUCCUAAAACCAUGCUGACUGUCUCCCAGGAUACUGUUACCAUAUAGGUAAUUUUCCAUUUUUGAUCUUAUUAUAGUUUCCAUAAGUUUACAUAUAAUAGAAGUCAGGCUUAUUGGUCUGUAGUUACCUGGUUCGGUUUGUCUCCCUUUUUGUGGAUCAGUAUUAUGUUUGCAAUUUUCCAGUCUGUCGGUACAACCCUUGUGUCAAGAGACUGUUGCAUGAUCUUGGUUAACGGAUUGUAAAUAACUUCUUUCAUUUAUUUGAGUACUAUUGGGAGGAUCUCAUCCGGCCCAGGGGAUUUGUUUAUUUUAAGAGCUCCUGGUCUCUUUAACACUUCUGCCUCUGUUAUGCCAAAGUUAUUUAAAACUGGAUAGGAACAGGUCAACAUGUGGCGCAUGUUGCCCGUAUCCUCCUUUGUAAAAACUUGUGAAAAGUAAUCAUUUAAUAUAUUUGCUAUUUUUUCUCUUCAUCUAUGAUUUUGCCAUUUGUAUCUCUUAGACAUUUAUAACCUCAUCUUUGAAUGUUCUCUUUCUGUUAUAAUAUUGGAAAAACAUUUUGGAAUUGGUUUUAGCCCCCUUAGCAAUGCUCAUUUCUAUCUCUCUCUUGGCCUUUUUAACUUCCUUGACUUGUAUUUGCAGUUCCAAGUACUCUUUCUGUGUAUUUUGUUUUUGGUCCCUUUUAAACGCUCUGUAAAAUGCCUUUUUUUCUCUGAAUAUUUUGGCCAUUUUGUUUUAGAUUUAGAUUUGUCUACUUUUGGGAUGUAAUUGUUUUGCACCUCUGUACUACAUUUUAAAAAACAGCCAUCCUUUUUCCGUGGAUGUUUUCUCUAUUUUAUUCCAAUCUACUUCUGUUAGUCUCUGUUUCAUUCCUUCAUAGUUUGGCUUCCUAAAAUGUAAACCUUAGCUUUAGUCAUUACUUUUGGGGUUUUAAAAAGCACUUCAAAUGAGACCAUGUUGUGGUCUGAGUUUGCCAAUGGUUCUCUGACCUUAUUUGAGUUAUUCUGUCUUCGUUAUUUGAAAAGACUAAAUCAAGGCAUGCCUCCCCUCCAGUCAGUGCCUUGACAAAUUGCGUAAGGAAGCAGUAAUUUGUCAUUUCUAGUAUUUCAAUUUCGUCUGUCGUGCUCCCUACCGGGUUCUCCCAUUUUAUAUGGGGGAAGUUGAAAUCCCCCAUUAAUAUGGCUUCUCCUUUGCUGCAGGCAUUUCUAAUAAGUGCAGUCUGUCCCACCUAUAUAGAUAGUCCUUGUUGUUAAAUGUGGUCCAGUGUUCAAGGAAGGUGAAGCUUUCCUGUGUGCACCACAUUUUCAGCUAUGCGUUUAGAUUAAUUAUUUCCAGCUGUCCGUAUACUCCUUUGCAAGGUGCCGGCAGUAUCCCAGAAGUUUUGGUCUUGUCUUUUAAUUUCCUUCCUAGCUCUCUGAAUUUGUUUAGAAGGAUUUUGGCCUGUCUCUUCCAAUGUUGUUUGUACCAUCUCCUGUUUAUGUUCGUUCGCUGUGUUUCUCAGUAUGGAGUCCCCAACAAUCAUGACCUCCCUUCUUUUUGCUGUCUGGCCAGCACUGUUUAUAGGGUCCUGGAUGUUGUUCCUUUUGUUCUCUUUAUGUUGGUUUUGAUCAUCUAAAUUUUGAAGUGUCGCAAAUUUGUUUGAUGUUUUGAUUUCUGGUGGUUAUGUUUGAUGAAGUUUCUUUUUUCCCUGCCUCUGCCUACCUGAACCCAGCUGUUUUGACCCUCUUCUAUCUCCCUGGUGGCUUUCAGUCUGUUAGGGGUGCAGACUUCCAAGAAUUAUGGGUGUGCCAGCUCCUCAAGCUCCUGUUGCUGUCUCAUUUCCUGCAGCUCCAUUUCUAGCAUACUUACUAGUUUAAGCAAGUCCUGGAUCAUGCAGCACUUUACACAGUCUUGAAUAAAGACGACUACGUUGUGAUCUGAUUCAAGCAUUCAAAAUCCUAAAAGGUUUAGACAAUGUCGACCCAAGGGACUUUUUUGACCUGAAAAAAGAAACAAGGGCCAGGUGUCACAAAUGGAGAUUAGAUCAUGGGGCAUUCAGAACAGAAAAUAGGAGGCACUUUUUUACACAGAGAAUUGUGAGGGUAUGGACCAACUCCUCAGUAAUGUUGUUGAAGCUGACACCCUGGGAUCCUUCAAGAAGCUGCUUGAUGAGAUUCUGGGAUCAAUAAGCUACUAACAACCAAACGAGCAAGAUGAGCUGAAUGGCCUCCUCUCGUUUGUAAACUUUCUUAUGUUCUUAUGUUCUUAUAUAUUAUUUAAAAAAAAAAUCCUGUCCUUAAUGUUUUUCAGAAAUGCUGCAAAUAUGACUUUUGAAAUUAGAAGCAGAGAACAUGCUUCAAAGUCUUUUUUAAUUACAUUUUUUGGCCAUUUUUCUGGGACUGGAAUUGAUUACUGGUGUCUGUGAAAUAGCUGUCAUAUAAAAAGCAGCACCUGGAUUGAAUAUGUUUAUGAUUGUAAUUCUGAUGGGAGUUCCCAUGAAUAAAUCAAAUAAAAUGUCAAGAAUUUGA